UCUCCCAAGUCCUCCAAGGCUCACACCGCCGCCACCGUCCCGACCUGGGACAAGAUCGUCGCCAACGUCGCGCAGCACUACCUCGACACGACGCCGCAGCGGACCAAGCUGCUGGACGGCUUCAUGGCGUUCCUGGUUGUGGUGGGUGGGCUGCAGUUCUUGUACUGCAUUCUGGCGGGGAACUAUCCCUUCAAUGCCUUCUUGUCCGGGUUCUCUGCGACGGUGGGGCAAUUUGUCUUGACAGCGUCGCUCAGGAUCCAGACGACCGAGGCAAACAAGAAGGACUUUCCCGAGGUGUCGCCCGAACGGGCAUUUGCGGACUAUGUCGUUUGCAGUUUGAUCUUGCACUUUUUCUGCGUCAAUUUCAUCAACUAG
Molecule: messenger RNA, 375 nt
Organism: Canariomyces notabilis
Lineage: Eukaryota; Fungi; Ascomycota; Sordariomycetes; Sordariales; Chaetomiaceae
Product: oligosaccharyl transferase
Exons: 4
Biological process (GO): protein N-linked glycosylation
Cellular component (GO): membrane; oligosaccharyltransferase complex
Source: RefSeq, a predicted model, not a curated record